CUUCAAUUCCUCUUAACAAUCUCUCAAAAAUUCAAAAUCACUCGAGUCCCCGUUCCUCAACAAGCUCCACAUCGAUCUAGGGUUUCUGAUUAGACAGGCGAGUAAGAAAGAAGAAGAAAAAGACAGAAUCCGCUACAAUGGGAGGUGAAGGAGAAGAUCUAGAGCCGCUCUUCGAUUACCAUCGUGUUCAGCCGUCGAAUUUCGUUUGCAUUGACGACGAUGAUGAUGAUGAUUCUGAUGUCUCCGAGGUGGUUCCGGUCAAGAAGAGAGCAAAAGUUUCCCACACAGUAGUAAAGAAGGAUGAAGAAGUGAAAGUGAUUGAAGUGGCGGGUGAUGAAGAUUGGUUGCUUCCACCGCCAAAGGUUGUCUUCCAUAAAACCAAAGCGUCUGGUGAAGAUUCCACCAUUAAAGCUUUAAGAUCGAAGAAGAUGGAGCUCAUGUCAUUCACAAAGAAUGUAGUAGAUGUGAUGCAGGAAGCAGAGGAGUCUGCUAAAAAAGAAGCUCAAGUAUCACUCAAACCAUCUUCAGAAGCUGCUGCUGCUCAGGAACCACCAGGUCCGCCUGUUAAUGACAGGCCCAAGAUUGUUAUUACAAUACAGGACAAAGCUGGACAGAAGCAGUUCCGGGUGUUUGCGGACGAGAAGUUUGAACGGGUUUUCAAAAUGUAUACUGACAAAGUAAAGCUCGACCCGCAAAAUCUUGUAUUUACUUUUGACGGUGACAAGAUUGAUCCAUCGACCACUCCUUCUAACCUCGAGAUGGAGGACGGUGAUAUGAUUGAAGUACACACCAAAAAGAGAUGACAGAACAGGUAAAUGAUACACAAGUUUUUAGCGGAAGUGAACGCUUGUCUGCUGCCAAAUCUGGAAUGUCAAUCCGGUCAUCUUCACCAGAGCUUGUACAUCAACAUGGGACGUGGAAGGGAUUUCUGCUAAAGACAUUGGUCUUGUAUCUGUGACCUUUUCUCAUUUGUUUUCUGAAUUCUUCUUUUUCAUCGGUUAGAUUCGGCAUAUUUUGUUUCUUACAA
Molecule: messenger RNA, 1027 nt
Organism: Raphanus sativus (radish)
Lineage: Eukaryota; Viridiplantae; Streptophyta; Magnoliopsida; Brassicales; Brassicaceae
Exons: 7
Coding region: 138-803 (221 amino acids)
Source: RefSeq, a predicted model, not a curated record